Messenger RNA from Drosophila bipectinata, 3062 nucleotides. It is a transcript of the gene Wdr59, whose product is annotated as WD repeat domain 59. Lineage: Eukaryota; Metazoa; Arthropoda; Insecta; Diptera; Drosophilidae. Gene Ontology annotation, biological process: cellular response to amino acid starvation; positive regulation of TORC1 signaling. Gene Ontology annotation, molecular function: signaling adaptor activity; protein binding. The record is from RefSeq and is a predicted model, not a curated record. Gene Ontology annotation, cellular component: vacuolar membrane; Seh1-associated complex.
UUUGACAUACUGUUUUGCAACACUGGCACAUUUGUUUUUAGUUUUUAUUAACAUGCAAAUUUCUUAUCAGUUUGUUUUUGGUUUCACCAUUUUUCUAUGCAGAAAUUUGUUUAAUUGAUUGAUUAUUGUGAAAAAGCACAGCUGAAAGGUAGAAUGCCGCCCACAGAGACUCUGAGGCCUGGGGAACGUGGGGGAUCGUCCGCUGGCGGAUCAGGAGCCGCAAUCAGUGGCGGCCCUGAACAUACAUAUAUUAUUAGACAGAGCAACAAAAGUUAUGAGCACCGGGACUCCCAGGCCACUGCCAUGUCGGUGGAUUAUUCUGGUCAGUGGGUGCUGUUGGCGGGACGAGGCCACUUAGCCUUGCAGCGACUGGGCCAGGACGACGGUACAUUACGCCGCCACGAGCGCCAGUCCAAGUACGAGGUCUCAGUGGCCGAAUUUGCCAUAUGUCCAAGUCGCAAAGAGUACUGCGCAAUAGCGACGAGCCAGCACAUAGACAUCGUACGCUGGGGUACAUCAGAGCCUUUCUAUGAAAACUCCCUUCGUGGGCAUACACGCACUGUGACCGACAUCGAUUGGCACGGAAAGGAUCCUAACCUGCUGGUCAGCUGUUCCAUUGAUACAUUCUCUCACAUCUGGGAUCUUAGGGAGCCGAGGAAGCCCGCCUUGUCUUUGAAUGCCGUCUGCAUGUCGGGUGCCACCCAAGUGGGCUUUAAUCGCGUGUCCGGACAUCUUUUGGCAGCGGCUCAUGAUGGCGAUCUGCGAAUCUGGGAUAUUCGCAAAGGUAGCUGCCCCACGCACUAUAUCACGGCGCAUUUGAACAGAGUUCACGGCAUCAAUUGGAGUCACAAAAGAGAGACCUGCUUAGCCACCGCCAGCCAAGACGGAACAGUCAAGUACUUUGAUGUAUGCAAUCCUCGUCGAGCCGAGAAAAUAAUCACUACCAUGUCACCUGUUUGGAGGGCGCGAUAUACACCCAUAGGAAAUGGCCUGGUGAGCAUUGUUGUACCCCAUUUAGGCCGCGGGGAGAAUAGCCUUUUGUUAUGGAGUAAUAGCAAGCAAACAGAUCCUAUAUGCUCCUUUGUUGGACACACUGAUGUCAUCCUCGACUUUGCCUGGCGCCCCAAUCGCGAGACAACUACAGAAAUUGAACUGGUCACCUGGUCCAGAGAUCGCACACUUCGAGUUUGGAAAAUAGAUGACAAUAUGCUGAAUCUUUGCGAACCGUCUGCUGAGGAGGAAGAACCUCGAUUCGAGCCAGACUUGAGUGAGUUGCGGGCACCCACACCGCCAGAAUUUCUGCAUCCGCGUUCCACGAUGACAGCUGCCUCGCUUCCCAUCUCUACUGGCGAUGGAGCAUCCAACACCCUUCCAAUGGCUCGCUCGCCAAGUUUCGGUUACUAUCGUCGCGAAGAGCCACACAUAGCCAGAUCUUUGACAGAUCAACCAACUUGUUCCCUGCACCACGAGUUCUCGCUGCUGAACACUAACAUGCCGCAUGUGGAGGUGGACAUGCUGGAUGCCAUCAAGCGAUAUGCCUGCUUUAAGAUAUCCGCCGGUGGUCACACGGUUAUACUGCAAGUUACCUUUGCAACCUCGUAUCCCAGUCCUAGUGCACCACCCGAAUUUCAGCUCUGCCAGGGGACUACGCUAUCCAGUGAUGUGAGCGGAAUUUUGUUGAAAGUGCUCCGCUGCAAUGCCCUGCAGCGCGUGAAGAAGUCACGCACCUGCUUAGAGCAGUGCCUGCGAGCCCUAGUGGCAGCCAUGAAAAAAAAAAUAGCGGCUGUCGCAGGUGAAGGUGGGGCGGAUCGCAGCCAGCUUCUUUUGCAGUCUCCUCGUUUGGAAGGAGCACUCUCUAGUGCACUUCACGAUGCCUGCAUUCCUUAUCCGCGCACCUCAGGCGUGCACUUCAACGCGAUUGGUCUGCUGACCACCUUCUCCCAGCCGGUAAACAAGCGGCUCACCCUCAGGCAACACUCGGCCCUAGCCCCAAGGACUCUUUCCUCAAUCAAUGGGAGCUGCUUGUUGGGUAAUGUUAUGGCAACAGCCCAACGUGAUGCGAAUGCCUCUUUUUACCUCCAGGAACGGAUGAUAGCUGGAAAACCAGGCAAGCAGCGUGCCAUUCGGCAAAUGAACGGCUCUCCAGUUGUCCAUGUGUACGAUGCCAGCAGCCUCUUGCACAUUAAUAGAUCCAUGGCCAGGGAGUUCUCAAUCGAUAAGCUCGACAUUGCGAAAACCUGCCGUAGGAACGGCGAGGUAUGUCGCAAUCACGGGCGGACUGACUUGGUACCCGUUUGGCUCCUGGCUGAGCUUAUAGCAACGCCUCAAGUUCAGCAUGAUCCUUUUAAAAAGUCCCUUCUAGAGUCGCUGAUCAUGCACUAUGCCAUUUCUGGAGACAUCCAAACAGCUGUGCUGCUGGCAUGCUUAUUCGACAAGUGUCCUGCGUCCGGAGGUAGCACAAUGGAUAUAGUUGGAAGGUUGCCGUUACAGCUGAACUCUCAAAUUUCUCCGUACCACACCGUGCUUCCGCUGGAAGUGAAGUCCUCAUCCUCGCACAACACGUGGCAGCAACUAAAACAACUCCGUAGCAAUUCAUGGUCGGACUCUUUAGAUCUGGAAGUCAGACAUCUACAGUCUGAUGGCUAUACUUGUUCUUUGAUUAGACGCGCAAAGGUCCCUCUCUUCGAUCAGUUUAAGCGGGCGUACGCUGAGAUCCUCUUCGGCUGGCAGCUGCUCUCGAAGCGGGCCCUCAUCCUCAAGCACACCCAGAACCCUCCGCCAACUGUACAGGGAGUGGAGUUCGUCACCGAGUGCGGUUCGUGCGCCAAGCCAAAAAGGACACCGAAAUGUGAGCCGUGUAAGCGACCCGUCCUAUUCUGCGUGCUCUGUCGCCUUCCCGUUCGAGGAGCAGCCAACGCCUGUCUAGCCUGCGGACACGGCGGCCACAUUGAUCAUAUGAUGCAGUGGUUCGAAAAUCACAAGGUGUGUGCCACGUGCGGAUGUAGUUGCUUGGAACGCACCUCGAGUCUCCUUGCCCUUCUGAGCUGAUGGCUUCUCUUGUU